Thamnophis sirtalis is the source of this 1079-nucleotide messenger RNA. Lineage: Eukaryota; Metazoa; Chordata; Lepidosauria; Squamata; Natricidae. The record is from RefSeq and is a predicted model, not a curated record.
UGCUGCUGCUUAUCUCAUUGCAAAACUAUCCUAUAUAAAACAGAAAUGAAGACAGACAAUAUUAAGUUCCCACCUUAAAAUUAUAGAUAGCAAAUAUAAAUAUGAUUGGGAUGCUCAAAACUAUAUUGAAAAAUAUUUAUCUGAGACUUUAUUGAUUGCACUUUAUUAAGUGUUACUGUCAUUAGCAUGCUGAUAGAACAGAAGAGUAACCAACUUUCUAAUUUAUAUUACUAUAUUUUCUUUGAGGCAAAGUAUUGUUUCCCUCAUAUCCAGAGUUUGAACUUUAUAACUUUUAAUGUUGCAACAUGUCAUUGCUUCCUGUCUUGUUUCUCUAUUGCAACAAAUUGUGCAAGGGUAAGACUGAAGCAUUUUAGGGGAUUAUAUACUUGCAUUGUAAUUUAACUCUUUUCAUAGGGAUAUUUUUUCUCCAGAGGAAAAUAUACAAAAUGUUGGCUUAAUAUUGUGAAAAUAUGCUUUAGUUUGUUGCUCAGAAAUAGACCCAAAACUGAUGCUAUAAAUUGGGCUGUUUCUAUGUGUAUUUAUAGGCAGUGCUUACUUAUUUUAUAUAUUCUAAUGUGACAUAAUAGUAGAUUCAUUGAAUAGUCACCAUGGAGCUUUAAGAGAUGCUUAGGGAAAUGUAUGUAAUACAACUCACUGCCUGAGUUAUCAAAGUUGAGCAAUGGAGAAAUGAUCUCUUAUAUUUUCUUUUUGUGAUAUAAUUCAACAGGUUGAUAUUUCUUAUACUGACAAUGGGUUGGAUUCUGCACUCUUUGUGGAAAACAGAAAAAAAGUGAUGAUCGUAUCAAGAGCUAAUAGUAUUGGUUCUACCAGUGCCUCUUCAGUACCAAAUACAGACUCUUUUCAUGCCACAGAUGAUGAAGACUCUGAUUACCAACAAGAUAGCCACAAAGAAUCAUACAAGGAUCGCCGUCGCCGUGCUCAUACACAAGCUGAGCAAAAGCGGAGGGAUGCUAUCAAGAAAGGUUAUGAUGAUUUGCAAGCAAUUGUACCCACAUGCCAGCAGCAAGAUUUCUCAAUAGGCUCCCAGAAGCUAAGCAAGGCGAUUGUGCUGCAGAAGA